Messenger RNA from Morone saxatilis (striped sea-bass), 1353 nucleotides. Its product is annotated as retinal cone rhodopsin-sensitive cGMP 3',5'-cyclic phosphodiesterase subunit gamma-like. Gene Ontology annotation, cellular component: photoreceptor outer segment membrane. The record is from RefSeq and is a predicted model, not a curated record. Lineage: Eukaryota; Metazoa; Chordata; Actinopteri; Moronidae. Bases 113 to 376 code for a protein of 87 amino acids. Gene Ontology annotation, molecular function: cGMP binding; 3',5'-cyclic-nucleotide phosphodiesterase activity. The transcript is spliced from 4 exons. Gene Ontology annotation, biological process: positive regulation of epidermal growth factor receptor signaling pathway; positive regulation of G protein-coupled receptor signaling pathway; visual perception.
AGAGUCUGAGGUGUAUAAGAGGGCUUCACCAGACACAGCUCAUCAUCUAACAGCAGCCCUGAUCUCUGCGAUACGACCAAAGAUAACACAUCACAGUUCAAACAACAAAGGUAUGGAUUUGGAUGUGGCCAAACCUCAAGCCAAGAUUGAAAACAAAGGUCCCCUCAGAGCCACCGGCCCCGGAACCAGCCCACCCAAGUUUAAACAGAGGAGCAGCCGCCAGUUCAAGAGCAAGCCUCCCAAGAGGGGCGUCAUUGGCUUUGGAGAGGAUAUCCCAGGAAUGGAAGGGCUUGGCAUGGACAUCACCGUAAUCUGCCCAUGGGAAGCCUACAGCCAUCUAGAGCUACACGAACUGGCUCAGUAUGGCAUCAUCUGAGUCAUUUUUGCCUGAGAAGUAAUUUUUUAUAUCUACUGAAGGGAACUGAUGUGGCAAGUUCUGAUCUGGAUCAUCAAUUGACUUUUACUUUUGACUUUAAAUGGUUAACCACAAACUAAAAAGUGUAAACUAACAUGUAAAAAAGAUGAUGUAUAUUAUGGAUGCUGUUCUUUGCCUAAGUUGUUUUAUAUAUUUUAUGAACCAUAUACCAUUUUCAUAUCACCCUCAAGCUGCCAUUGGCCACAACCCACUGAUUAUGAAUGUUUCUUGUGCUGUUGUCUGAGGUUACAGUGGGGGCUGUGACUAGAAGCCUGGUUAUUGGCUUCAGAGUUUCUGCACAACUGACAGCAUCAUGUUUGAUCAAACUCACAAUAAAUCUUUGAUUUUUUUUAGAAUAAUUUCUAACAUUUCUUCAAUCAUAGUGUGUUAUUAAACCACGCUACUGUAUUUUCUUACAUAAUUCCUGAUAUAAUGCUUUAUUUGUCCCUUUUUGACAAAGAGUAGCACACAUGAAUCUGAAAACAAUCAACACAGUAAAGUAAUUCAGGGAUUUGAAUUGAUUCCCAUGAAUUAGGCACGCUAUGUCCUGUGCAUUUUCCUAACCCUUAAAGGAAUAGUUUGACACUGAUAAUGGCAUGUAUGCUUUUUGGCUUUCUGUUUCAGGGACUAUUUCUUUUGUGUGUUUUCAGCAACAGCUCAAGAAAAUUGGAAAUUGUGCCUGAUUCUAAGUAUCAUUUGAUGGCGCUUUGCUGGGACGAAAAGUUAAUAAAUAUUGUCUGCUAGAAGGGAAUGUUUUACUGCUCAGUAGGUAGGUACUACAUACUGUAUAUAUAGACAUAUAGGCACAAAAGGCCUUGUAACCGAAUGUUUAAGGUCCAGUGUUUAACAUUUAGGAUGAUUUAUAAUAUUCAUAGGAAUGUUUUCACUAGUGUGUAAUGACUUAAAAUAAAAAUUGUUGUGUUUUUGGUAUACUAGAA